Messenger RNA from Ctenopharyngodon idella (grass carp), 1180 nucleotides. Its product is annotated as extracellular calcium-sensing receptor-like. Bases 1 to 912 code for a protein of 303 amino acids. The transcript is spliced from 2 exons. Gene Ontology annotation, cellular component: membrane. NCBI's taxonomy places the organism in Eukaryota, Metazoa, Chordata, Actinopteri, Cypriniformes, Xenocyprididae. Gene Ontology annotation, biological process: G protein-coupled receptor signaling pathway. Gene Ontology annotation, molecular function: G protein-coupled receptor activity. The record is from RefSeq and is a predicted model, not a curated record.
AUGAAAAAAGUUAGUCACUAUGCCACCUGCUCCUGCUUGAGUGACAGGAAAAAGUACCCCUCUUUCUUCAGAACAAUCCCCAGUGAUGCCUUUCAGGUGCGGGCUAUGGUUCAGAUCUUGAGGCAUUUUGGAUGGACCUGGGUUGGCCUUGUCUACAGUGAUGAUGAUUACGGCAUCUAUGCUGCUCAGUUAUUUCAGCAGGAAAUGCAGCUAUUUGGACAUUGUGUUGCUUUUUCUGAAAAGCUUCCACAUGAUAACAACCACAGAGACAUUCAACGUAUAACGGGAGUGAUCCAGGCCUCUACAGCUAGAGUAGUGGUUGUUUUUCCCUCUGCAUCCUUUCUGCUACCAUUGAUGGAAGAGGUUGUGUUGCAAAACAUGACAGGAAAGCAGUGGAUUGCAAGUGAAGCUUGGGCCACCUCACCUGUAUACCACACUCCACGUUUCCUGCCCUUCCUGGGGGGCACACUGGGAAUCGCUAUCAGACGUGGAGAGAUUGAGGGUCUUCAUGACUUUCUGCUACGCCUCCGCCCCAGUAAUGAUUCAAGAAAUAAUAUGUUGAGGAUUUUCUGGGAGAACAUGUUCAGGUGUAGUUUUGGAAAUGGGGGAAGAGUGAUAGAUGGAGAGCAAGUGAAAAAGGUGUGUACAGGACAGGAGAAUCUGAGCACCACAAACACACCAUACACUGAUGUUUCAGGGUUGAGAGCAGCUUAUAAUGUCUAUAAGGCAGUUUAUGCCCUGGCACAUGGACUUCAUAACCUGAUGCAGUGUGAGGAGGGUAGAGGACCAUUCAGUGGGAACAGAUGUGCUGACAUAAUCAACCUGAAACCCUGGCAGGUAAGAACCAAUUGUAUAGUGCAGAUUCUAUUCAGGCCUAUAGAAAAGCUGAAGAUGGAAAUUCAAAUACUGUAAGUGCUGUAUAUUAAUUCAACACUUGCUCUGUCUACAAACUGUACAGCUGGUUCACUACCUCCAGAAAGUGAACUUCACCACAACCUUUGGGGAUCAAGUGACAUUUGAUAAGAACGGAGAUGCUCUGCCUAUCUAUGAUGUGCUAAACUGGCAGCCAAGCUCUGAUGGAUCAAUAAGGACUUACACAGUCGGUGUAGUAAAUAAAGGGGCGGCAACAGAGAUGGUGCUCACACUUGAUGAGGAUGCAAUAUACUGGAACUUUGAGACA